Messenger RNA from Trametes versicolor FP-101664 SS1, 678 nucleotides. RefSeq names its product RnaseH-domain-containing protein. NCBI's taxonomy places the organism in Eukaryota, Fungi, Basidiomycota, Agaricomycetes, Polyporales, Polyporaceae. The record is from RefSeq and is a predicted model, not a curated record. Gene Ontology annotation, molecular function: nucleic acid binding; RNA-DNA hybrid ribonuclease activity. The annotation marks the transcript as partial. The transcript has a single exon.
GCGCCUAUGCAUGUGGUUAGCGACUCGAAGUACGUAGUGGACGGACUGACGAAGCACCUGCCCAUGUGGGAGCGCCGAGGUUGGCUGGGCGUUGCGAACGCCGCAGCUCUCCGCGAUCUCGUGGGACUGUUGCGCACGAGGAGUGCGCCGACAACCUUUAAAUGGGUCAAAGGCCAUGCACGUGUUAGGGGAAAUGAGGAAGCAGACCGUCUGGCCGGGGAAGGGGCUGCGCUUCCGCCUACCUACCGCCCCCUUUUCUUGCCUGCUCCGGCUAGAUACAAUGUCCGUGGCGCAUCGAUUUUGUACCUGACACAGCGAGCGGCGUACCAUGGUGUCCGCGAGUGGAACGGUGUCACGACCCGGAAGGAGACAGGCCGGAUUAUGAUCCUGGUGCAGCAGGCGGUAAUGUCAGCGUCAACUGUCAAGCCCACUGAAGAGGCGGUCUGGUGCUCACUCAGGAAGGACCCAAUCUCGAAGAAAACAAGAGACUUUGUAUGGAAAGCCUUGCACGGGAGCCACCGCGUGGGGAAAUUCUGGAGCCACAUACCUGGGUACGAGGGACGAGCUCUCUGCUCGGUGUGCGGUGUGCUAGAGUCCAUGGAGCACAUCUUGACCCAAUGUACUGUGCCUGGUCAGCAAACGGCGUGGGCGCUGGCCCGUGGAUUGCUGAAGAAGAAG